AUUUUUUUUUUGCUUGGUUACGUCUUUUACAGUUACUUUCGUUGAUAUAGAGAUGUCAUACGAUAAUAGUAACCACUACUAUGACCCCAACCAACCGGCUGAGGGUCAUGGCGACGGCUACUACCAACAGCAGCCUUAUGAUGAUCAACAGCAACUCCAUCAAGCUGGCGCGGCCCAGGCUGGCCAAGAGUACUACGACCCUAACGUCCAGUACCAGCAACAGCCUUAUGACAUGGACGGCUACCAAGACCAAUAUGGUGGUCAACAACAGUUCCAUGGCGGUCAACAGCCAAACUACAACGCUGACCCAGAGGCGUUCUCGGACUUUUCUUAUGGUAACGGACAAACUCCAGGUACCCCUGGAUAUGACCAAUAUGGAACUCAAUACACUCCUUCUCAAAUGUCGUACGGUGGCCCACGUUCUUCGUCUGGUGCUUCCACCCCUCUUUACGGUGGCAACGUCAACUACGACCCUACACAAUUCCAAAUGUCUUCCAACUUGCCUUACCCAGCUUGGUCUGCUGACCCACAAGCUCCAGUCAAGGUUGAACACAUUGAAGAUAUCUUUAUUGACUUGACCAACAAGUUUGGUUUCCAAAGAGAUUCGAUGAGAAACAUUUUCGAUUACUUUAUGACUCUUUUGGAUUCCAGAUCUUCCAGAAUGUCGCCAGCUCAAGCUCUUUUGAGUUUGCAUGCCGACUACAUUGGAGGUACCAACGCUAACUACAAGAAGUGGUACUUUGCCUCCCAACAAGAUUUGGAUGAAUCCCUUGGAUUCGCCAACAUGAACUUGGGUAAGAUUGGUAGAAAGGCUAGAAAGGCUUCUAAGAAGUCCAAGAAGGCCAGAAAGGCAGUUGAAGAACAUGGCCAAGACAUGGACGCCUUGGCCUCCGAAUUGGACGGUGACUACUCCUUGGAAGCCGCUGAAAUCAGAUGGAAGGCCAAGAUGAACACUUUGACUCCAGAAGAAAGAGUUAGAGACAUUGCCUUGUACUUGCUUCUUUGGGGUGAAUCUAACCAGGUUAGAUUCACACCUGAAUGUUUGUGUUAUAUCUACAAGACCGCCUACGAUUACUUGUUGUCUCCACAAUGUCAACAAAGACAAGAACCAGUUCCUGAAGGUGACUACUUGAACCGUGUUGUGACUCCUAUUUACCGUUUCUUACGUUCCCAAGUUUAUGAAAUCUACGAUGGUAGAUUUGUCAAGCGUGAAAAGGACCAUAACAAGGUUAUUGGUUACGAUGAUGUCAAUCAAUUGUUUUGGUACCCAGAAGGUAUCUCUCGUAUCAUUUUUGAAGAUGGUUCUCGUCUUGUGGAUAUUCCAAUGGAAGAACGUUUCCUUCGUCUUGGUGAAGUCGAAUGGAAGAAUGUUUUCUUCAAGACUUAUAAGGAAACCCGUACUUGGUUACAUUUUGUCACCAAUUUCAACAGAAUUUGGGUCAUCCAUGGUACUUUCUACUGGAUGUACACUGCUUAUAACUCUCCUACUUUGUACACUAAAAACUACCUGCAAACGAUAAACAACCAACCAACUGCUUCUUCCCGUUGGGCUGCCGCUGCCAUUGGUGGUGUUUUGGCCUCUCUUAUUCAAAUUAUUGCCACCUUGUGUGAAUGGAUGUUCGUUCCUAGAGAAUGGGCUGGUGCUCAACAUUUGACUCGUCGUUUAAUGUUUUUGAUUUUGAUCUUUGUUGCUAACUUGGCCCCAGUUGUCUUCACUUUCUACUGGGCUGGUUUAACUUAUGUCUCUAAAGCGGCUCACGUCGUGUCUAUUGUUGGUUUCUUCAUUGCAGUUGCAACCUUGGUUUUCUUUGCCGUCAUGCCUUUGGGUGGUUUAUUCACCUCUUACAUGAACAAGAGAUCCAGAAGAUACUUAGCCCAACAAACUUUUACUGCUUCAUUUGCCAAGUUGAGAGGUUUGGAUAUGUGGAUGUCUUAUCUUUUAUGGCUUCUUGUUUUCUUUGCCAAAUUGAUCGAAUCCUACUUUUUCUUGACCUUGUCUUUAAGAGAUCCAAUUCGUAUCUUGUCCACCACAAACAUGAGAUGUACUGGUGAAGUUUGGUUUGGAAAUGCAAUCUGUCUCCACCAAGCAAAGAUUGUCUUGGCUCUUAUGUACCUUGUCGAUUUGCUUUUGUUUUUCUUGGAUACUUACAUGUGGUACAUUAUUUGUAACUGUAUCUUCUCGGUUGGUAGAUCUUUCUACUUGGGUAUUUCCAUUUUGACUCCAUGGAGAAACAUUUUCACCAGAUUACCAAAGAGAGUUUACUCUAAGAUUUUGGCUACCACUGAAAUGGAAAUUAAGUAUAAGCCAAAGGUUUUGAUUUCUCAAAUCUGGAACGCUAUUGUUAUUUCCAUGUACAGAGAACAUUUGUUAGCCAUUGAUCACGUUCAAAAGUUGUUGUACCAUCAAGUUCCAUCUGAAAUUGAAGGUAAGAGAACUUUACGUCCUCCUACUUUCUUCGUUUCUCAAGAUGAUAACAACUUUGACACAGAAUUCUUCCCUCGUGACUCUGAAGCUGAAAGAAGAAUUUCUUUCUUUGCCCAAUCUCUUGCCACUCCAAUCCUUGAACCAUUGCCAGUUGACAACAUGCCAACUUUCACUGUUUUCACUCCUCAUUACACUGAAAAGAUUCUUUUCUCCUUGAAGGAGAUUAUUAGAGAAGAAGAUCAAUUCUCCAGAGUUACUCUUUUGGAAUACUUGAAACAAUUACACCCUGUUGAAUGGGAAUGUUUUGUCAAGGAUACCAAGAUUUUAGCCGAAGAAACUGCUGCUUAUGAAAACGGUGACGAUCCUGAAAAGGCAGCUGAAGAUGGCCUUAAGGGUAAGAUCGAUGAUCUUCCAUUCUACUGUAUUGGUUUCAAGUCUGCUGCUCCAGAAUACACCUUGAGAACAAGAAUUUGGGCUUCCUUGCGUUCCCAAACCUUGUACCGUACUGUUUCUGGUUUCAUGAACUACGCCCGUGCUAUUAAGUUGUUAUACAGAGUUGAAAACCCUGAACUUGUCCAAUACUUUGGUGGUGACCCUGAAGGAUUAGAAUUAGCCUUGGAAAGAAUGGCUAGACGUAAGUUCCGUUUUGUUGUUUCUAUGCAAAGAUUGUCAAAGUUUAAGGAUGAGGAACUUGAAAAUGCUGAAUUUUUACUUCGUGCCUACCCAGAUUUACAAAUUGCUUACUUGGAUGAAGAACCUGCCUUGAAUGAAGACGAAGAAUCUCGUGUCUACUCUGCAUUGAUUGAUGGUCAUUGUGAGAUGUUAGAAAACGGAAGAAGACGUCCUAAGUUUAGAGUUCAAUUGUCCGGUAACCCAAUUUUGGGUGACGGUAAGUCUGAUAACCAAAAUCAAGCUCUUAUUUUCACCAGAGGUGAAUACCUCCAAUUGAUUGAUGCUAACCAAGAUAACUACUUGGAAGAAUGUUUGAAGAUUAGAUCUGUUUUGGCUGAGUUCGAAGAACUUAACGUUGAUCAUGUUAACCCAUACGCCCCUGAAUUGAAGUCUGAAAACGCUACUAGCUCUAACCCUGUUGCCAUCUUGGGUGCCAGAGAAUACAUUUUCUCUGAAAACUCUGGUGUUUUGGGUGACGUUGCUGCCGGUAAGGAACAAACUUUCGGUACUCUUUUCGCUAGAACUUUGGCUCAAAUUGGUGGUAAGUUGCAUUAUGGUCAUCCUGAUUUCUUGAAUGCUAUUUUCAUGACUACUAGAGGUGGUGUUUCCAAGGCCCAAAAGGGUUUGCACUUGAACGAAGAUAUUUACGCCGGUAUGACUGCUAUGUUGAGAGGUGGACGUAUUAAGCACUGUGAAUACUACCAGUGUGGUAAGGGUAGAGAUAUGGGUUUCGGUUCUAUUUUGAAUUUCACAACUAAGAUUGGUGCUGGUAUGGGUGAACAAAUGUUGUCCAGAGAAUACUACUACUUGUCUACUCAAUUGCCAUUGGAUCGUUUCCUUUCUUUCUACUAUGCCCAUCCAGGUUUCCAUAUUAACAACAUGUUUAUUCAAUUGUCUCUUCAAUGUUUCAUGUUGGUCUUGGCUAACUUGAACGCUUUGGCUCAUGAAUCUAUUAUUUGUGCUUACAACAGAAACUCCCCUAUUACAGAUGUCUUGUUCCCAUUCGGUUGUUACAACUUGUCUCCUGCUAUUGAUUGGAUUCGUCGUUAUACCUUGUCCAUUUUCAUUGUUUUCUUCAUUUCUUUCAUUCCAUUGUUUGUUCAAGAAUUAAUUGAAAGAGGUGUAUGGAAGGCUUGUCAACGUUUCAUUAGACAUUUCAUUUCAUUGUCCCCAAUGUUUGAAGUUUUCGUUGCUCAAAUUUAUUCUUCUUCAUUAUUUACCGAUUUAACCGUUGGUGGUGCCAGAUAUAUUGCUACUGGUAGAGGUUUUGCUACUUCUCGUAUUCCAUUUUCCAUUUUGUACUCAAGAUUCGCUGACUCUUCCAUCUACAUGGGUGCCAGAUGUAUGCUUAUCUUACUUUUCGGAUCUGUUGCUCAUUGGCAAGCUGCUUUGUUAUGGUUCUGGGCCUCUUUGUCUGCUUUGAUCUUCUCUCCAUUCUUGUUCAACCCACAUCAAUUCGCUUGGGAAGAUCACUUCAUAGAUUACAGAGAUUUCAUCAGAUGGUUGUCUCGUGGUAACACCAAGUGGCACAGAAACUCUUGGGCUGGUUACGUUCGUCUUUCUAGAUCUCGUAUUACCGGUUUCAAGCGUAAGUUGACUGGUGACAUUUCUGAAAAGGCUGCUGGUGACUCCACUAGAGCCCACAGAUCUAAUGUCUUCUUUGCUGAUUUCUUGCCAUGUUUGAUCUACACUGCUGGUCUCUUUGUUGCUUACACCUUUAUCAACGCUCAAACCGGUGUUUCUGAUAAUCCUCAAAAGGUUAACUCUGUUUUGAGACUUGUUAUUUGUUCCUUGGCUCCAGUUGCCAUCGACAUGGGUGUCUUGGCUUUCUGUCUUGCUCUCUCUUGUUGUGCUGGUCCAAUGUUGGGUAUGUGUUGUAAGAAGACUGGUGCCGUUGUUGCUGGUAUUGCUCACGGUAUCGCUGUCAUUGUCCACUUGAUCUUCUUCAUCGUUAUGUGGGUCUUACAAAGUUUUGUUUUCGGUAGAAUGUUGCUUGGUCUCAUUACUAUGAUUUACAUCCAACGUUUGUUGUUUAAGUUCUUGACCUUGUGUUUCCUUACCAGAGAAUUCAAGAAUGACAAGUCUAACACUGCCUUCUGGACCGGUAAAUGGUACGGAUCUGGUCUUGGAUGGAUGGCUUUGACUCAACCAUCUCGUGAAUUCUGUGCUAAGAUUAUUGAAAUGUCUGAAUUUGCUGGUGAUUUCAUCUUGGCUCACAUCAUUUUGUUCUGUCAAUUACCAAUCUUGUGUAUUCCAUUGAUUGAUAGAUGGCACUCCACCAUGUUGUUCUGGUUGAAGCCUUCUCGUUUGAUCAGACCACCUAUCUACUCCUUGAAGCAAGCUAGAUUAAGAAAGAGAAUGGUGAGAAAGUACUGUACUUUGUACUUUGCCGUUUUGGUCUUGUUUGUCAUUAUCAUCGCAGGUCCUGCUAUUGCCGCUAGUAAGGUGAAACAGACUCUUGCCGAUAAGUUGAACGGUGGUGGUAUUAUGGCUGGUUUGAUGCAACCAAUUGGUUUGUCUAACAACGAUACUGGUCCAAACAGACCAUCUUCUUACACUUCUACUUACUGGAGUUUCAAGCCAAGUCAUACUACUUCUUACUCUACUAAGGCUUAGUGACAUUUUCCCAAAGGAGAGGAAAAAAAAAGUAUCAAAAAUUCGGAAAUUUAUUGUACUGAUUAUUGUUUAUUUGAAUUUUAUGGAAAUAUAUAUAUAUAUACAUUGUAA
Molecule: messenger RNA, 5824 nt
Organism: [Candida] anglica
Lineage: Eukaryota; Fungi; Ascomycota; Pichiomycetes; Serinales; Debaryomycetaceae
Source: the annotation of a GenBank genome assembly